GAACGGAGGAAAAAGGCUCUUUGUCGAUUGUUGUUGGAAAUCAGGUUUCCUGGAGGCCUAUCCCACCCUCCGUUGUGUUCAGGAUUGUAAGCCAUGUCUUCUCCGGCGGAAAAUUGACGUUUUCCGGCCGCAGAUACCAGUGAGUCAUGGGUUCGGGUCAGAAAUCCAUGAGUUCCUCGUAUGAGGACGAGGAUUGCUGCUCCAAAUGCAUUACCAGGAUCCCCUAUGCCACCUUGAUUGCCCUUAUCUUGAAUUGGGUGGGGGUGGGCGUGUUCUGCACAACCCUUUACCGAGGGGUCAACCUGACGUUGAGGCUCACGCAAGAUGUCUUUCAGUUGGACAAAGGACUUGGAUGGAUUGAACCAACUCAACUGACCUUCAUCAUCCUGGCCGCUUCCAUGGCUGCCCUGGCCCUGAUGAUUCUAGUGGUGGCCAUUUUGGCCACUGGAGCCACACGACAUCACGUUUAUCGCUCUGAUGUUGGCCGAGCUGGUGGACGGAUUGCUACUAUGAUGUUCAUUUUCAUAACGUACCUGCUCUUGUUUGCGUGGAUCAUCGUGUUUGCCUGUUGUAUAGUCAUGACUAUUUUCUAUACACUCAGUUGGGGAGUGUGUAACACCGAUGAGAUCGGAUGGGACGAUGGGAUCAUUGACUUUUAUCCCUACCAUUUUCUAUUCCCUCAGGGUACUCAAAGAGAGCACAUGGAAGUGAAAGGCCCCAAAGAGAUCAAGGCCUUUUGUAAAGACUAUGUGGAGCGUGCCGAGGUCAUGUUCAUCAUGGCAACCCUGUCUUGUGUCCUGGUGAUCCUCAGUCUGGUGCAUUUCCUCAUGGCAUUAUCCGCCAAUUAUGCACACAUUCGGGGUCAUGAUAAAUUCACAGAGUUGCAAGAAAUGCACGAUCUUCAAAGCGAGACCAUGACCUUAACGGAACGGGUCUUAUACAAAUAGAUUGAAAGAUAAGGAGAAGA
This is a messenger RNA of Tigriopus californicus, 967 nucleotides long. It is a transcript of the gene M6, whose product is annotated as neuronal membrane glycoprotein M6-a-like. Gene Ontology annotation, cellular component: plasma membrane. The record is from RefSeq and is a predicted model, not a curated record. The transcript is spliced from 4 exons. The coding region runs from base 147 to 947 and encodes 266 amino acids. NCBI's taxonomy places the organism in Eukaryota, Metazoa, Arthropoda, Copepoda, Harpacticoida, Harpacticidae. Gene Ontology annotation, biological process: neuron projection development.